Molecule: messenger RNA, 195 nt
Organism: Sparassis crispa
Lineage: Eukaryota; Fungi; Basidiomycota; Agaricomycetes; Polyporales; Sparassidaceae
Exons: 2
Coding region: 1-195 (64 amino acids)
Source: RefSeq, a predicted model, not a curated record
AUGCGUUCUUUCGCCGUUCUUGCUAUAGCCGCAUCUGUCGCUAUUCCUGUGUUCGUCGCUGCUGCCCCUAUGCUGGCCGACGGCUCUGAGGAUGACUGCUGUGCUGGCAUCAUCAAUCUUGGCAAGGAAGCUCUCCUGGUGUCACGGGGGCCAGUCCUGCCACCGUACAUCCGGUUCGUCGUCGUCAGUGACUAG